AUGAGCGCUUCAGCCGCAGCGGUUGCUGCCAACCAGGAGAGCAAUUCAGCCAGUCAGGGUCUAGACGAACUCCUUGGCCCCGAUGAUGACGAUGAUUCCUGCCAUUGGGGUUCAUUGGCUCAACGUGAGAAGAUUGCCUUCCUGGAGAAUAACCUGGAGAAGCUGACUAAGGUGCACAAACAGCUGCUCCAUGACAAUGCUGAGCUGCGCUGUGAACUGCCAAAACUGGAAAAACGACUGAGGGUAAGAGUUGUCUUCCUGCUUGCCUGUCUGCCAUGUUUUGGCUUUUUUGCGUGCUCACCACGGGAAAUUCUGUCUGUGCGUACCAUGCCUCUGAAUUCUGUUUCCCUGGGUGCGGGGAAUCGAUUUAACAUAUGCGCUCAGAGCCUUCACGUUGUGAUUGCGCUUAUUAGCCGACUCCGCGUUGUUACUUGA
This is a messenger RNA of Dibothriocephalus latus, 435 nucleotides long. NCBI's taxonomy places the organism in Eukaryota, Metazoa, Platyhelminthes, Cestoda, Diphyllobothriidea, Diphyllobothriidae. The record is from the annotation of a GenBank genome assembly.